This is a messenger RNA of Electrophorus electricus (electric eel), 3119 nucleotides long. RefSeq names its product TANK-binding kinase 1 (gene tbk1). Gene Ontology annotation, biological process: peptidyl-serine phosphorylation. Lineage: Eukaryota; Metazoa; Chordata; Actinopteri; Gymnotiformes; Gymnotidae. The record is from RefSeq and is a predicted model, not a curated record. Gene Ontology annotation, cellular component: cytoplasm. Gene Ontology annotation, molecular function: ATP binding; protein serine/threonine kinase activity.
CAUUGUCACAACUAAUUUUACGUUUGUGGAUUUGAUACUGUUUGUUGGGUAUUACGGAAUUCUCGUAUACGUCGGACCUUACGGUAUCGAAACAGUUCAACGUGCAGCUCCUAUUGACUCUCCUGUGUCCCAUGACCUUGUGAUGUCACAUCAGAAAACGGAAGAGGUUUUCGUGCUCUCGGGGGGCCUCUUUUAAAGCCAUAAUGCAGAGUACAACUAACUACUUGUGGUUGAUCUCAGACCUGCUGGGACAGGGUGCCACAGCAAACGUAUACCGUGGCAGGCACAAGAAAACAGGCGACCUAUAUGCCGUCAAGGUGUUUAACAACCUUAGCUUCCUACGCCCUCUGGAUGUGCAGAUGCGGGAGUUUGAGGUGCUGAAGAAGCUCAACCACAAGAACAUUGUCAAGCUCUUUGCCGUGGAGGAGGAGUCAAACGCACGUCACAAGGUCCUGGUUAUGGAAUACUGUCCGUAUGGCAGUCUGUACACAGUCCUGGAGGAACCAUCGAAUGCAUAUGGCCUCCCUGAAGAUGAGUUCCUCAUUGUGCUACAGGAUGUUGUGGCCGGAAUGAACCACCUCCGGGAGUACGGAAUAGUCCACAGGGACAUUAAGCCGGGAAACAUCAUGCGCGUGAUCGGUGAGGAUGGACGGUCAGUCUACAAGCUGACAGAUUUUGGUGCAGCGCGAGAACUGGAGGAUGAUGAGCAGUUCGUGUCACUGUAUGGCACUGAGGAGUACCUGCACCCAGACAUGUAUGAGCGGGCGGUAUUGAGAAAGGACCAUCAGAAGAAGUACGGUGCCACAGUGGAUUUGUGGAGCAUCGGCGUGACCUUCUACCACGCUGCCACUGGCAGUCUGCCGUUCAGGCCUUACGAAGGCCCACGCAGGAACAAAGAAGUCAUGUAUAAGAUAAUUACAGAAAAGCCACCAGGGGCCAUCUCAGGACAGCAGAAGUUUGAGAAUGGGAAGAUUGAGUGGAGCACAGAGAUGCCAAUAUCCUGCAGCCUCUCCAAAGGCCUGCAGAGUCUUCUGACCCCAGUGCUGGCAAAUAUACUGGAGGCAGACCAGGAGAAGUGCUGGGGCUUUGACCAGUUCUUCGCCGAGACCAGUGACAUUCUGCAUCGCACAGUGAUCUAUGUCUUCAGCCUACAGCAAGCCACGCUGCACCACGUCUACAUCCACACAUACAACACAGCGACUCUCUUCCAGGAGCUACUCUUCAGACGGACCAAUAUCAGCAUCCCGAACCAGGAGCUGAUGUAUGAGGGCAGGCGCCUGGUGCUGGAAACAAACCGGCAGGCGCAGACAUUCCCUCGCACCACCCGGGACAACCCCAUCAUGCUGCUCAGCAGAGAUCUCCUCACUACCGUUGGCCUCAUCUUUGAAGAUCCGAGCCCUCCCAAAGUACAACCUCGCUAUGACCUGGACCUGGAUGCCAGCUAUGCCAAGACCUUUGCAGGAGAUGUAGGCCACCUAUGGAAAACCUCUGAGUCGUUGCUUGUCUAUCAGGAGCUGGUGAGGAAAGGAGUCAGGGGUCUCAUAGAGCUCAUGAAGGAGGACUUUAGUGACACAGCCCACAAGAAAGCUGAGGUUUUCCACAUGUGUAACCACUGCAACCAGACACUGGAAAAGACUGAACAGCUGUGUGAAGUGCUAAUGCAGGGCAACAUGUUAUCAACAGAAUAUGACGAAAUCUCAGACUUGCGCAAGAAAGUCCUACGACUUUCUGCGUCACUUGGUUCAAUGGAUCAGACAAUGCAAGACAUCAAAAACAAGUUCCUUCCUGGAGGCACAUUAACAGACACGUGGACACAGCAAGUGGGCACACACCCUGAAGACAGAAAUGUGGAGAAGAUAAAGGUUCUUCUCGAUGCCAUUACAGCGAUCUACCAACAAUUCAAAAAGGACAAAGCUGAACGACGUCUACCUUACAACGAAGAACAAAUCCACAAGUUUGACAAGCAGAAACUGGUUUACCACGCCACCAAAGCCCGCACCCUAUUCACAGAGGAGUGUGCUAUGAAGUACCGUCUGUUCAUCUCCAAGAGUGAGGAGUGGAUGAGGAAGGUGCACCAUGUUAGGAAGCAGCUGCUAUCACUGGCAGGCCAGUUCAUGAACAUGGAGCAGGAGGUGACGAUGAUCAUACAGCGAGUGUACAAGCUUCUUGAACAGCUGCCACAGAAAAUCAUCCCCAUGGCAUCAAGUGGUAUCAAACCCCAGGCAUACCUCAGCCAGAGCACUCUAGUGGAGAUGACCCUGGGGAUGAAGAAACUAAAGGAGGAGAUGGAGGGGGUAGUCAAAGAGCUGGCAGAGAACAAUCUCUUUCUGGAGAGGUUUGGCACUUUGACACUAGAUGGUGGAUUAAGAAAUGUGGACAGAGUCUGAGCGCAUCAGACAGCUUCAUAACACCACUCUUUGGACUCUGUAUCUGGAAGCAAAAAAAAAAAACCUUCUCAAGUCUGCUUAAUCUAUUCCUGUGUGUAUAUAUAUAUAAUAAUGUUAAUGUAAAUACUGAGUUGACAUCUAGAGAGUUUUUAUUUCACCUGCUUUACUUUUCAUAAGUAUAUGUAACUCAUAUAGGACCUUCUUGCUUUUAUGUCUCAGUGACCUUGAAAUAAGUCCAUGUUCAUAUGUUGUUUUUUUUUUCCUUCAAUAAUGUUUAUAAACAGACCCCAUAGGUCCAGAGAAUUAGACUGUACUAUAUUAAUCUCUAAGUAUUGUACAUGACCACCAUUGAAAACAACAGACCUGCUAAGUCUGUAUUAACAAUCAUUACAAUUAAAAGAAAUACGUAUGUUCAACUUUAUAUGAAGGUUUAAAGGUUUGUGUUUGUUUUCAUUAAAUGAAAUGAGGGUGUUCUACUUUAUAUGAAAGUUACUAGAUGGAGAGUUGGGGCAGAGGUUGCUUAAGAAGACCCAGCUUAUUUGUUUAUUAUGUAAUGGAUUACAGUUGUGCUAUAGGUCUUAUCCAAAGUAAGACAUGUGCAAUCAGUGAUGCUGCAAUGUCUUGAUUGUCUGUCUGUUUUUUGUCUGUCUGUUUGGUAUUUUUUACAUGGUGAAGGGCACAAGCUAAGGUUCCCCUCAGGAGUGUAGAUGGACAUUAAAAUUGUUGACUGUA